AUGCCGGAAACCGACGAUCUCGAGAACGACCUGACCCAGACGUCAACACAAUACUCCUUGUCCCGUGCUCUCCAUGCGCGCAAAGACGAGUUCGUACGGCCGCAUCGCAUACGCAUCAAAGUUGGCUCCUGGAACGUCGCUGCUUGUCCCGGAACAGACAAAGAUCUCGCUAGCUGGUUCGUGGACGGAGAGGGUGUCGAGCCCCGGUUCGAUACACAUCUGGCCGACCAGAGCCUCAAGGCUACGUCUCAGGCGGAAAGCCACACCGACGAGCCAAAGAUAAGAGUGGUUGGUGGUUCAGAUAUCGGACUAUACGUAUUAGGGCUACAAGAGAUCAUCCCGCUCAACGGCAUCGCUGGGUACACAGAUACCACAGCGACAGAAAAAUGGAAGGCGGCACUGGAAGCGGCAAUGCCGCCAUACUACAAACUUAUAGCUGCGCAACAGCUGUCGGGCCUCCUGUUGUUGAUCUAUGCCUCGCCUGACGUCGCAGAUACUGUCUCCAAUGUCUCGACCGUGUCCGUAGGCACGGGGCUUUUUGGGUACAUGGGUAACAAGGGGGGCGUGUCAACACGAAUCGUCCUCGGUGAGACGACAAGAGUUGUAUUCACAGACUGUCAUCUGGCUUCCGGGCACGACCAAACGAACCUGGAGCGCCGGUGGUGGGAUUACAACAAGAUAUUAUCGCAGACUCAGUUCAGCCCCAUCUCCCACAGCGGUGUCUCAGAAGACGAGGCCGAAAAGAUCGGAGAUGAAGACUUUGCUUUCUGGUUCGGUGACCUGAACUUUCGUCUAGAUGGUCUGCCAGGGGACGACAUACGGCGACUGCUUAUGCUGCAUACCCGGGGCGAAUACGACCUAGCCAACAAGACACAGAAGUCCCUGUCGGACAAUGAUGGUGUCAUUAUCAUGCAAAACAAAGACCCCAAAGACGGAGAUGGUACCGAUACGCCAGGUAUGCUAUCACGCGAGGCAAGCUUUAAUCAAGAUGACAGCGACGACGAGAACGCGGAACUUCCGGAUCCCAACGAUUUUGUACCGGAUCCUCAUGAUGACCCUGCAUCUCUACAGGCUACACUGGAUUCCCUGCUGCCUCACGAUCAGCUGGCCACAACUAUCAAAGAUAGAAAGGCAUUCCAUGAGGGCUGGUCGGAAGGUCCGAUCACCUUCCUUCCUAGUUACAAGUACGACAUUGGCACCGUAGGGUUGUUUGACUCGUCGGAAAAACGCCGCGCCCCGAGUUGGUGUGAUCGCAUAUUGUAUAGAACAAAGACCGAUUUGGAUAAGUACAAGACGAAGAUCAAGGAAGAAGAGGAGUCCAAGAAGAAAGAUGAGGACAUGAAAAAGCGGGGAAUCGACGCCGCAGCUGAUGACGAAAGCGUAUUGUUCGACUAUGAUCCGGAUAAAGACACUUCAUCCCAUUCAGUAAACGAUAGCGCAUAUGAUUAUGACGAAUACGAUGAAGAUGAAGUGGCUGAGGGCGAGGGCCAAACCGUUGUUACGAAAGAAGGAUACGAGGAUCAUAUCCGUCUUGAUUUAUAUACUACUCACCAGGGCAUUACGAGCAGUGACCACAAGCCAAUUGUCGCGCUGUUCACACUGGACUAUGAUGCGGUCGUGCCCGAGUUGAAGGCAAAGGUUCAUGCCGAAGUCGCACGAGAACUAGAUCGUGCCGAGAACGAAGGACGGCCUGGAAUCACGAUUGUGGUCGAUACCAAAGAAGGAGGACACCACGAAGACCAGGAAGACGAUGGAAGUGGUGGAGUGGACUUUGGCGAUGUGGAGUUCAUGAAGCCUAUAACACGAACCUUGACCGUUGCUAAUACUGGUGGAGUGCAUGCCAAGAUCGGCUUUGUGGCAAAGCCAGGCAUUGAUGAAGACGAAGCUCGCCAAGCAAAGAAUUCCUCGAAUCCCGAGUGGCUAAGCGUAUCCUUGCGUCACUUUUCUGACUCUACGUCCCAGGGACCCGAGAUAGAACCCAAGACCGAAACCAACGAAAUCACGCUUGAACCAGGCGAGACAGCAUCAGCAGCUCUGACCAUCUCAGUAACCUCUCUGUCCCACCUCCAGUCUUUAAAUUCCGGUACCACGUCGCUGGAAGACGUUUUGGUAUUACGAGUCACAGAUGGCCGAGAUCACUUUAUACCAGUGCGUGCCAACGCGGCACCUUCUUGCUUUGGUCGAAGCAUCGAGGAAUUAAUUCGGGUUACACCGCGAGAGGGGGGCCUUAGGGGGUUCGUCUACAAGCUCAGAAAAGACAAGGACGAUGUCAAAGAAUGGAAGGGUGGAAGUAUACCAUAUAACCUGAAUCCGCAUUCAUCAUCGCCGCCAGAGCUCUACAAGUUGACUGCCGCGCUCGAGGCCUUGGCAGAACGCGUCACGGCAGACGAAAGCAUGGUACAAGAAGAUGAGGCCAAGGUACCACGUGACAAGGCAGGAUGGCCUUUUAUUGACGAUUCGACGAAUGUCGAGAGUGGUCACAUCUCAGCUUUGAUUCGAGCGCUGGAUGUUGAUGAUCCCACCAAUCUGCUCGAUGCUUUGCCCAAGACGGAACUUUCCAACAUCACCAAACUCGAAAUUGUCGCCAAAGUAAUGCUACUCUUCCUGCGCUCCUUGGUAGAUGGCGUAAUACCUGCACCUCUUUUCGCCAAAAUCGAGUCCGCCCUUCCCGCAAUCGGAAGCUCAGCUACCUCAACUAGACCCGCGAAGGAGAUCGAGGACGAUAAGAGUACCAUUCUUGACAUCUUAGCUGCGGCCCCUUACCAUAAUAUCUCUUUCGUUUUCGUCACGAGCAUGCUCGCUAAGUUGGCCGCGGAAAUCACACCUUUAAAUCCCAAGGAGCUGGAACUGCUUAAUUCAGAUGCUAAGAGCAAGGGCACGGCAAGGAAAUUGAGCUUCCGUAGGAGCAUUUUAGGUGCAAUCGGCGCAGGCGUAGACCAAGCAGCCAUUCAGAAGAGGCUAGCUUGGGAAAACAUGGUAGCUGAGAUCUUCGGCCCCGCGGUAUGUAGAACCGCCAAUGCAGGCGGCGAUAAAGGCAAGGAUAAGGAAAGGAAAGCAAGCGAAGAGCGGAUGAAAGGGCUCUUGGAGUUGUUCAUGAGGAGGAGAGAUGGAGUAUAG
Molecule: messenger RNA, 3117 nt
Organism: Truncatella angustata
Lineage: Eukaryota; Fungi; Ascomycota; Sordariomycetes; Amphisphaeriales; Sporocadaceae
Product: Endonuclease/exonuclease/phosphatase
Exons: 2
Coding region: 1-3117 (1038 amino acids)
Biological process (GO): phosphatidylinositol dephosphorylation
Molecular function (GO): phosphatidylinositol-4,5-bisphosphate 5-phosphatase activity
Source: RefSeq, a predicted model, not a curated record